Messenger RNA from Neurospora crassa OR74A, 1008 nucleotides. RefSeq lists its product as hypothetical. NCBI's taxonomy places the organism in Eukaryota, Fungi, Ascomycota, Sordariomycetes, Sordariales, Sordariaceae. The record is from RefSeq and is a predicted model, not a curated record. The transcript is spliced from 3 exons. The coding region runs from base 1 to 423 and encodes 140 amino acids.
AUGCUCUGUGACUUGGCUUUGCUGGUGUGGGCUGGUCAGGUAUACUACAGUACCUCAAGUAGGAGUGUAUGCGGUCCCGUGUAUGCGCACAUCACGGCGACACCCCACACAUAUGUAUCCCCCCAACAUCGACUGCCGCCGUCGUCGAGGCUGUCGUGCCUUGUGAUACGCUGCUACGUACCCAAGCAAGUCCGAGGUGGAUUUCACAAUGCCGUGACGGUGCCGCAGGUUGCAGAUUGCAGACAGAGUUCGGUGGAGUUUAGGGGACCGAGAGGAUCUACAACAAUCCGGGGCUUCGGGAUCUGGACGGCCACUUGUUCAGACCUCAAGGACCUCAAGGAAAGGGAUCAGCAUCCGGCCAUUCUACAUCUCAAGGAGCCCAAGGCGGCUCCCCACGGGGCAAUUGCUCGCCGGAGAAUAUGAGUUCAACAGUCAUCAUAGGAACCCCUGUUAAUGCAGCUCGUGUGAUCCAGGCACCUUUGGAACAUGGCUCGAAUUCAUUGCAAAAGAUGGGAUUUUGCGUCAAAGCGUACCUUAUUACUCAAUAAAACUGGGGAUCCAGGCCGCGGAAAUUUGGGGCAUCUGAUGGGACCAGUUUGUGAGUCUUUGCAAAAUGGGGUGUUUGCGGUAACAAGGAUUCUUACGGUAGCGCUACAUGGAGACGAGGAUGGGGUCUCCGAGCCGACCCCGAUGCCGUGCUCCGUCUCUGCCGCCCUGUAACUGAGUCCAUUCAAGACAUGCCGAGGCGAAGGGACGAGAAUUCCACGUUCAACAAUUGUGUUGGAGUGCGUACACUACAGAACCCACUUUCCGCCGCACCCACGACAUGACACCUAUCCCAUGUCAGAAGAUAGCUUCUAUCGCUCUGCUGAAGAUGAAGCCAUCCGUACCUAUCUUAAGGCAGAUAACAACACUGUCAUGGUCGGCCGGAACAACUUAUGAUGGAAUAAAUCAAAGUGUUUAUCUGUAAUGACUAGAACACUCCUAUGGCAUAAAGGUCAACAAAGG